AUAGAAAAAGAUGUGCGGAACCAACGUGAAUGUCAAAUGAAAGCGAAACAAGCUAUUCGCCGAAUAAAUCACUGAAAAGCCUGUUGGUUUAUGUUUUCAAAGUAUUCCUGUAGCGCAUUACGUGUCGUGAUGUUAUUAAGAUGCUUCGGACUGCUGCACGCACGCUUUCCCGGAGAGUGUUCCGACAAACUCUGAGGGAUUUCUGCGAGAAGGUGCCGAGGAACCUUCGGGUUUCUGAGGCAAUUUCAGGAGCUGGAUUGGGAAAAAACGUCCAAAUUCAGGGAUGGGUUCGUUCCGUCCGAGCUCAGAAGGCAAAUUUGUUCGUGGACGUCAACGAUGGCAGCUGCCUGCAGUCGCUGCAGAUUGUCGCCAGUCCAGAAUACAAUGACCCGCAGCUGACAUUCGGAAGCGCAGUUGAGAUUUGUGGAGUUUUGAAGAAAAGUCUGCACCCCAAACAGCCUGUGGAGCUGGAAGCCGAGCACAUUCACGUGGUUGGAGAAUGUAACCCUUUGGAUUUCCCGUUUAAAAUCAAAGAGCGCCACAAACUGGAGUACAUCCGCCAGUUCCCACACCUCCGCGGCAGAACAAACGCCUUCAGCUCCUUGCUGAGGAUACGCAGCGAGGCCGCUUGGGCCGUUCACUCGUUUUUCAAGGAAAAUGGUUUUGUGCAAAUUCACACGCCGAUCAUCACCUCCAACGACUGCGAGGGGGCAGGAGAGCUCUUUCAGAUUGAGGCUUCUUGUCCACAAAACAGCGAGGACGACAACUUCUUCUCGGUUCCGGCUUACUUGACCGUGUCUGGUCAGCUCCACUUGGAGGUCAUGGCAGGGUCAUUUUCCAGAGUCUACACUUUCGGGCCGACCUUUCGCGCUGAAAACUCCCAGAGCCGACGCCACCUGGCCGAGUUUUUCAUGGUGGAGGCGGAGCUGGCAUUUACGCGGUCUAUAGAGGAUCUCACUAAGGUCAUGGAGGACAUGUUCAGACGGACCACCGAGCACGUGUUGGACCGCUGCCCUCAAGACGUGGACUUAUUUCAUAAGCACGUGACACCAGGACACAGGGAUGCAGUGGAAACCAUGUUGAAGGACAAAUUUCAUGUGGUGACCUACAGUGAGGCUAUAAAUAUCCUUAAGCAAAGCUCUCAGGCGUUCGCCUUCCCAACCAACUGGGGUUGCGACCUCCAAACGGAGCAUGAGAAGUACCUGGUGAAACAUUGCGGAAUGCGUCCACUCUUUGUAGUCGAUUAUCCCUACCAGCUCAAGCCGUUUUAUUCCAGAGAUAACCAAGACAGUCCCCUUCAUACGGCGGCCGCUGUGGAUCUUCUGGUGCCUGGUGUUGGGGAGCUGUGUGGGGGCUCGCUAAGGGAAGAGAGGCUGGACCUCCUAAAAGCUCGCUUGGAAGAAGUCGGAUUAGAAGACACCUACAGUUGGUAUUUGGAUUUGAGGCGUUUUGGCUCCGUUCCACACGGCGGCUUUGGAAUGGGAUUUGAACGAUACCUGCAGUGCAUUCUGGGAGUGGACAACAUCAAAGACGUGAUUCCCUUCCCUCGAUUUGCAUAUUCUUGUCUGCUGUAAUGUUACGUCUAACUGACGGCUCGCUAAGGGCGUAACAUAAAACAAAUCACACGUGUACAAGUGGACACAAAUCGAUUUAUUUACCUAGCCAAAUGAAUACAAAAUACAAAGGAAGCUGGCUUCAGGGUAAACCCAGGCCAAAACAACAAACAAAAGGAAUCUACACUUAAGCCCCACCUGCUAACUAAACCCUGAUCGUACAAAAAGAGAUAACAAAAAGACAGCCGCUACCCUGGCUUCCUACAAUAAACAAAACAGAAGAAAACGGGUUGAACAGAAAUGGCAGCUUACUCCUACUGCUUCAGUGCUCUUAUUUACAGUGGUGAACAAAAACGAUCAGAUAAUGGCAAAACACAAAAGACUUCACCGAAAAAGCAGGAGCGUAACAAACAAGCGAUUGAAUGCGAAGACGAAUGGAUGCCGAGCAAACAGCUGGCGAGGAGGAACGCGGCACGAACGCUGUCAAUGCGACCUCCCACAGCGUUGACAGCGGCUGGUUUUUGAAGUUGGUGGUGUCCUUCAGCGGCCAAUCAGAGGCUGCCACGACGUCUGCCCAUUUGGUGUCGAUCAGCACACGUCACGCUGGGAGGGGAGGCAGCCAGCUGGCGAAGGUGAUGAUCAGCUGACUGCAAGCUUCGCAACAUAAAACAACACUUAAACGGCCAGGACCGUCACAUGUAAUAUCUGCAGGUUGUCUUUUUAUUUUAUUUUAUUUUAUUUUUUUUUUUUUUAAGGCUUCCAAGAAAUUCAAAAUAUGUUAUAAUUUAACAAUAAAUCGUGUUUUUAAACCCAAAAAAGGCUGCCGGCAUUCUUAUUUUUUUGAUGGAUGUUCACUUCAGAUCAAAUCAAUACUGAAUGCUUAGACGUUACUGCAUGA
Corythoichthys intestinalis (scribbled pipefish) is the source of this 2451-nucleotide messenger RNA. RefSeq names its product probable asparagine--tRNA ligase, mitochondrial. Bases 141 to 1574 code for a protein of 477 amino acids. Gene Ontology annotation, biological process: asparaginyl-tRNA aminoacylation. Gene Ontology annotation, cellular component: mitochondrion. The transcript has 14 exons. Lineage: Eukaryota; Metazoa; Chordata; Actinopteri; Syngnathiformes; Syngnathidae. Gene Ontology annotation, molecular function: nucleic acid binding; asparagine-tRNA ligase activity; ATP binding. The record is from RefSeq and is a predicted model, not a curated record.